Messenger RNA from Cercopithifilaria johnstoni, 849 nucleotides. The record is from the annotation of a GenBank genome assembly. NCBI's taxonomy places the organism in Eukaryota, Metazoa, Nematoda, Chromadorea, Rhabditida, Onchocercidae.
AUGAAGAUACACGAACUGACACAUAAAAACGUACGAUCAUUAAAAUGUAAACAGCGUGGUAAGAAUUUCAUUUGGAGCAGUAAUUUGAAAAAACAUGUGAAAAUGCAUGAAAGUUCAAGUGAAAAGCUGUAUGCAACCUCGGGCGAUCUGAAUCGGAACAAAUCGACGCAUGAGGAAGUACGACGUUUCAAGUGUGAAAUGUGCGAUAAAGCUUUUAAAAUGCGCUACCGCCUGAAAAACCAUAUAAAGACACAUAUGGACGAAAAGACAGAGAAAUGCAACUUAUGCGGAAAAGCAUUCAAUUGCCGUUCAGCUCUUCAGAGACACAAAUUGACGCACGAAAAGGCGCGAUUCGAAUGUAAACAGUGUGGUACGAAUUUUUCUCGAAAGGAUAAUUUGAAAGUACACAUGAAAAUACACAACAGUUCGAGUGAAAAGCUGUAUUCUACAACGCGCGAUCUGAAUUCAAACAAAUCGACAUACGAGGAAGCACGACCAUUCAAAUGCGAAAUGUGCGAUAAAGCGUUUAAAAUGCGUCACCAUCUGAAAUACCAUAUGCAGACGCAUAUGAACGAGAAGACACUGAAAUGCAGCGAAUGCGAUAAAGCAUUCAAAUGCCUCCCAAAUUUGCAGCGGCACAAAUUAAUGCACAAAAACGUGCGAUUCGAAUGUAAACAAUGUGGUAAGGAUUUCACUCAAAAGGAUUGUUUAAAGGUACACAUGAAAAUACAUAAAAGUUCAAGUGAAAAGCUAUAUUCUACAGCAAGCUCUUUAAUGACAUCGAUAGCCGAAGAUAUCAUUGACACAGAAAUAUUAAUAAUGAAAAUUCUUGAAUUCACAGGUAUAUAA